Cyprinodon variegatus (sheepshead minnow) is the source of this 2040-nucleotide messenger RNA. It is a transcript of the gene maf1b, whose product is annotated as MAF1 homolog, negative regulator of RNA polymerase III. Gene Ontology annotation, molecular function: RNA polymerase III core binding. Gene Ontology annotation, biological process: negative regulation of transcription by RNA polymerase III. Lineage: Eukaryota; Metazoa; Chordata; Actinopteri; Cyprinodontiformes; Cyprinodontidae. Gene Ontology annotation, cellular component: nucleus. The coding region runs from base 549 to 1280 and encodes 243 amino acids. The record is from RefSeq and is a predicted model, not a curated record. The transcript is spliced from 8 exons.
UCGACAGACACAGAAGGUCUUGUUGUUUUGAUGAAAGCAGAUCGGUUUUAGGAGGUUAUCAAUAACUAGCAGGAAAUAUACUCCGUUUAAUUAAAUCUCAACAAACUAAGUCGCUUUUGGCUGCUUUUCCGAUCGAGUCGCUGAGAAAAGAGCGACUUGAUCCCCCCUCGAUACAGGUCGUUUUGGAAAAUCAGGUCGAAAGGGAUGCCGCUGCAGAUAGACUCCGACGGACGCCAACAGUCUCUGGAUUUAAUCUCAUCGCAUCUAAUCGGGAAAAGCAGCUUCUCUAUAAACUUAAAGGGCCUCAGAACAUCUCCCGCUCGACCGAGUGCUUCUGUAAGAUACAUGAGCUCAAGUUUACGGUGUUAGUUUCGCUGUGAGGCGUAAAUAUUCGAGCUAGCAGCUAUCGGUAGCUGGAGGAAAAAACAAAGCGCGGAUCAUUAAUCCUUGGUAACCGAUUUGAUCAAAGAGACCGCUUUCUAACGGUUCGCUGUUCUGGGAUUAACCCGCUUCUACCUGCCUGCAAGGAGGAUUACUGGUCGACGACCAUGAAGCUGUUGGAAAACUCCAGCUUUGAAGCCCUCAGCUCCCGGCUGUGUGUUGAAACCGGGGAGUCACGCAUCCUUGGCAGGAUUGAAAGCUACUCCUGCAAAAUGGCAGGAGAUGAUAAACACAUGUUUAAGCAGUUCUGCCAGGAGGGGGAGCCACACGUUCUGGAGGCUCUUUCCCCCCCUCAGUCCGGCAGCGCCACCAGCCCCUCGCAGCUGGGGAAGAGCAGUGAGGACGGGGAAAACCCCCUGAGCGAUAAGGUCUGCAGGAAGACUCUGUUCUACCUCAUCACCACGCUCAACGAGUCCUUCAGGCCGGACUAUGACUUCAGCGCCGCUCGGGCCCACGAGUUUAGCCGAGAGCCCAGCCUUAACUGGGUGGUGAAUGCUGUGAACAGCAGCCUUUUCUCAUCUGUGGGAGAAGAAUUCAACUCCGUGGGACCCGAGCUCUGGAACGCCAUCGACCAUGAGAUCACUCUCCAGAGCUGUGACAUUUACAGCUACAACCCAGAUCUGGACUCGGAUCCUUUUGGUGAAGAGGGAAGCCUCUGGUCCUUCAACUACUUCUUUUAUAACAAAAAACUGAAGAGGAUUGUGUUCUUCACCUGUCGUUCUGUCAGCGUUCUGAGUGGCUAUGGCAGAGGAAGCCUGGACAAUGAGCUGGACAUGGAGCUGGAGGAGGAGAUGGACGGCUUCACAGAGGAAGGGUGCCCCAGAGCUCUGUGUGUGUAGACCCUGGAUAUGCAUCAUCCAAAAAAAGCAUCCAUACCUUUGGUCCUUGUCGCUUUCUUUUAAAACCCGUUGGAGUAUUGCUUCCUCAUCUGAUGCAUCUUUGCUCACUUCGUCAUCUGGCAAACUAUGUGACCGAGACGGAUGUUUUGUUUUCCUACUGUGACAAGUUUAUCAGCAUUAUCGUUUUUUGACCCAUUGGCUCCUCUCUGUGUUUUUCCAAAGAGACUUUGUCAUUGAGACUUUUGCAGAAGUGGAUUUACGGCAGAGAAAGAUGAAAAAGACUGCCAGAAAUUGGUUUGUUACCAAUGUUGGGGGGGAAAAGUCCAGAUAAACCAGUGACAAGACAUUGGGAGUCCUUAUUUGGACAUAGCUGAGAUGAUGGAAAUUCAUAAAGACUGAAAUAAGAGCCGACUUUGUGUCCUUAAUGUCUUUUUAUGUGUGAAAGUGAUGUUACUGUGAAAUGUUUCUUUUGAGAAAAAAAGGCCCUUUUUAUUACAGAACUUAUUUUAUAGUAGCUAAUAACCGCAAGUACUCUGUUUCCAUGUUGGCUCCAGCUUGGUGAAAAAUAAGCUUUUAUUAGAAAUUCACUGUAUACACGUGUUUUAAAAUGUUUUAUUUUCCUAGCUCCAUUCCUCAACAUUUGUUCCUGCUGUUUUAGUUUUUGCUAAUCACCUUGUUGCAGUGCUUCUUUAAAACAUUGAAUGUUUAGACUCCUAGAAGCUGCAAGGCUACUUUUAUGUUCAUUAAAAAAUGUAAUGGG